This is a messenger RNA of Rotaria sp. Silwood2, 255 nucleotides long. NCBI's taxonomy places the organism in Eukaryota, Metazoa, Rotifera, Eurotatoria, Philodinida, Philodinidae. The record is from the annotation of a GenBank genome assembly.
AUGCGAAUACGUUUAAAAGAGUUUAAUGGCGUUGCCGUAUGGAAAUGGGUAACAAAUGAUGAUUCAUGUGGAAUAUGUCGUAUGCCGUUUGAUGCAUCAUGUUCUGAAUGUCGUUAUCCAGGUGAUCAAUGUCCAGUAUUACAUGGUGAAUGUCGACAUUGUUUUCAUGAACAUUGCAUUAUGAAAUGGAUUAAUUCUCAACAAACAAAUAAAUUAUGUCCAAUGUGUCGAGGAGAAUGGAAAAGUUUGCCUUAA